Molecule: messenger RNA, 4664 nt
Organism: Hemiscyllium ocellatum (epaulette shark)
Lineage: Eukaryota; Metazoa; Chordata; Chondrichthyes; Orectolobiformes; Hemiscylliidae
Product: myc target protein 1 homolog
Exons: 2
Coding region: 160-750 (196 amino acids)
Cellular component (GO): nucleoplasm
Source: RefSeq, a predicted model, not a curated record
CCACUGCAGCAGAGUUUCCAUUCCAACGAACAUUUCAAUUUUGUUUUUGAGCGAAUAAGGAAAACUUCUUUUUCCUCACUGAGAGGUAACUUCUUUCAGUUUGUCUGGUGAGCUGACACCUCAGAGUGUUUGGUUUUCACUGGCUCCACUGAACUGAUCAUGGGUGUCAAUAGGACUGCAAAUUGUUCAACGAGUUACUCGUUACCUGACAGAUUUCUUGAAGGUGUCAUCCUGUCCUUCUCAUUGUCUGUCGUGAUCGGGAUUGUCAUCGGGGCAUUCUUCUGGAUUGCCAUCACCUGCCUGGCCCGCAGGAAGCAGGCCAGCGCUUCCAUCUCCUCAUCCAGCAGCCAGCGCAACCGAUCCUCAUCCCACAACGUCAUGCUGACCAGGACCGGCUUCUACCGCAGCAACAGCUACGACAGGCACGGUGACAAUAACCUAGCCUUAGCCAAUACACUGGCCUUCCAACGGCAAGCCUCCCAAGACCAGGCUGACACCUACGAGAGGAAGUCCACUUUCCGAGCCUCCACCUUCCACCCUUUUGCUGAAAUGCCCUUGGCAGACGGGCUGGACAGAAUGCAGUCCUCCUCUGGCUUGCUUGGCACUGACACCUCAUCCACACUCAACUGCAGCCUGGGCUACCAGGAGCAGCACUGGUCAGAGGCCCGACACUACGAUUGUCACUCAUCCCAGACCCCACCUCCUGCAUACGAUUUUGUGGUGGAACCCAGUAAAGAGUCUCUACCAUGAUGCUCCGCCUCUACAUUUGAGGCUCGAUGGAUUCUCAAUGUUUGUAAUUUAAUACGUCUAUAUUGGGAGGGAUUGGUUGGUGCCUUUACAAACUGUGCAAAAGCACACAAUGCAACAUGGAAAUCCUCGAGGCAGGGCAUAUAGAGAGAAACUGUUCCCACGGCAUGAAGGGUCAAGAAUCAGAAGUGCACAGAUGAUUGGCAAAAGCAAUAUUGACAAUACAAAAAAAGUUUUUCCGAUGAAGUGAUCAGAGAUGCACAGUUUGAAAGGAUGACUGAGGCUUUGAGAACCUAAACUUUCAAAAGAGGAGUUGGUCAAAGAGAAAAUAUUUACAGAGCUAGGGGCAAAGGGCAGAGAAGUGGAACCAUCUAAGUUGCUUUUGCAGAGAACCAGUAUAGACUCAUUGGGCUGAAUGACCUCCUUCUAUACUGUAACCAUUCAAUAAUUCUGUGCCAAGUAUUGUAAAAAUUAAGUGAUUCUAAUAGUUGCAGUGACAAGAAAAGCUCGCUUUCAUAGAGCAUCUGCCCCUAUCUCCGUAUGAGCCAAAGUAUCCCACAUUAAAUGGUGUGUUUCUCAAAGUGUAGUUAAUGCUAUAUUGUGAAAAACACAGCAGCUAAUCUACACACAGCAAGUUCCCACAAACAACAGUAGAAUAAUGAUCAAAGAAUCUUGUUUAGUAAGCUGACUAAGGCAAAAAUAUUGAGCAGGAUGUUAUGGAGAGAUUCGUUGCUCUUCUUCCUAUAUUGCCACAGGAUCCUUUGUGCCCAGCUCAUAUUUUCAUCUGAACAACCUCCCUCCUGCAGAGGAGCACUCCUUCAAUACCAAUGCUCCUUCUAAUUUUAUUCCUUGCACACAGUCUGGUGAUUACAUUGCCUGGUACAUUUCUGAGCUCUGUGAAGCUGUGAACCCAUGCAGCUUGGAAUAAACAUUACCCAGGACUGCACAGAAUAUCAGAUAAAAUACUGAGUAUCCAAAAAAAAUCAAGUGGCACUAUGGAUGAUGUCAUAAUUAAAAGUAAUCUGAAUCAAAAUCCACUGAAUGAAAGUCUCUCUCUGCUGGCUGUAAGAUUCUGAGAGUAGAUUCCAUCUCAUUUCCAACCAACCUGAGUUUGGAGCCUUAUGCUCUCAUACUGCUCUCUAGAUGUAGCCAUGAAUUAGGUAAAAAGGAGAAAUCAUUUCAAUACUACAAUGAAGAACUUCUUUCUAAACUUUGAAGUUAAAGCAUAUUGUUUGGCAGCCUACUUUGCAUCUGACUCUGAAUGAAGUAGAAUCACAGCUGUACAGCACGGAAACAGACACUUCAGUCCAACUUGUCCAUGCCGACCAGAUGUCCUUCAUUGAUCUAGUCCUAUUCGCCAGCAUUUGGCCCAUGUCCCUCUAAAUCCUUCCUAUUCAUCCAGAUGUCUUUUAAAUGUUGUAACUGUACCAGCCUCCACUACUUCAUCUGGCAGUUUGUUCCAUACAUGCACCACCCGCUGCGAGAAAAAAGCGCCCCUUGCAUUCCUUUUAAAUCUUCCCAUCUCACCUUAAAGCUAUACCUUCAAGCUUUGGAUUCCCCCAUCCUGCAAAAAAGACCAUGGCUAUUCACCCUAUCCAUGCCCCUCAUGAUUUCAUAGACUUCUAGAAGGUCAUUCCUCAGCGUCCGACACUCCAGGGAAAAUAGCCCCAGCCUAUUCAGCCUCUCCCUAAUAGCUCAAACCUCCAACUCUGGCAGCAUCCUUGUAAAUAAUUUCUGCACCUUUUUGAGUUUAACAACAUCUUUCCUAUAGCAGGGAGACAAGAACUGAAUGCAGCAUUCCAAAAAUGGCCUAACCAAUGUCCUGCACAGCCGCAACAUGCAUCCCAACUCUUAAACUCAAUGCAUUGACCAAUGAAGGCAAAAGUGCCAAACACCACCUGCGACUCCACUUUCAAAGAACUGUGCACCUGCACCCAUAAGGUCUCUUUGCUCAGCAAUACUGCCCAGGAUCCUACCAUUAAGUAUUUAAGUCCUGCCCUGAUUAGUGGGUACCUGAAGACAAGAUUGCUCUAUGAAUGAGCUAGUAUUGGCAAACUGAACCGAACAGCCUCCUCCUGUGCUGUCAUCAUUCCAUGAUACACCUGACCUAGCAGUAUUCAAGAGAAGGAGCAUUUGAGUGACAUCUAAACCAUGACAGGCCUAAGGCUGAGCACAUUCUGCAUGGUAAUAAGGAAAAAGUCUUACUCUGCAUGGAACUGAAUCCUCAGUAUAGUUGGUCAGUAUAAAUGGGCAAAGAGGUAAUACAGGUGGAGUUUUACUCUGUAUUCAACUUACGACAAUUUGAAAUGGGCAUUGUGAAAAAAUACCUUUACCCACUGCACGAACUCUCAAAACCCAACUCUGAAUCAGAGAGAAUGUUAGAAUGUCAGAGUUUUGUAGGCAUUUGCUCAAGUCUCUUGAACAGAUCAGGAGCAGUGCGACUUUUCUCCUGACCGAUCUACUCUGGACAUAAUCAUUCCCCUGUGCCAGCCAAAAGACAAGUGCAGGGAACAGAAUAUACUUCUUUACAUACUUUCACAGAUCUCACUAAGGAAUUUGACAUUAUCCACAGGGUGGGACUCUGCAUGAUUUUGGGAAAAAGUGACUGUUCACCAAAACACCUCGGUCCCAUUCGCGCUCUCCAUGACAUAAUAUACAAUUAGAUCGUUCCACUUCCAGUAGUGUCAGAGUGAAGAAUGGAGCGAUGCAGGCCUACUGUCCAUCACUUUCUUCUCCCAGCGCCUGAUUUUUUCUGCCCUUCAGAUGAAGGAGUCCACUUGUAUGCCAGGUCAGAGGACAACCUCUAUGGUCUUUUAAGACUGAAAGCAAAGACAAAAACAUGUUACACUGAUCAAAGAUCUCAUCUAUGCUGAUGAUGCCACACCAGCCACAUGAAAACUCAACGGCAAAUACUCAUAGGCUGUCUUUCCCAUUUUGAAAAUUGCUCUCCAUAAGUUUAAACAUUCAUGUUGCAUCGUUAACCCUUAUUACACCAAAUAAAACUCCAAUGGAAGUGGCGAGCAUAUAUUGCUACAUCAAAUUUACAAUGACACGCAGUCUGUUCUUUGGAGCAGGAUAUGAGACAUACAUUGGGAAAGCAGCUUCAACCUUUGGACAACUCAAACCAAAGCACAUGGGAUAACAUCAUGUUAACUCUUAAGACUUUAAGCUGAUGGUUUAUGAAGCUUGGGCUCUCAGCACCUUGCUGCAAUUGGAUAUUUGCAGCUUUCGGUUUCCAUUUUUGUUGUCUGCAACAUCUAAUGGGCAUAUUCUGGCAGGGCAAGUCACAAACAUGGCAGUCCUCAAGACAGAGCUUACAAGUUUGCUAACGCUCAUCAAGCAGAGAUAGCCUUGUUAGUUCAGGCCCAUUCACAGGCUGGAAGACAACUACAUACCCAAGGACCUCUGGUAAGGAGAAAGAACUGGAACUAGGCAAUCAGUCAGAGCCAGCAUUCGGUCAGACAAACAAAGUUCUGCUUCAAGGGUGUUUUCAUGUGCAAUAUGAAAACUCUGGAUGUCAUCACAUCUGGAGAUCACUAAUCAAGCUUGGAGGAAAAUGGUGACACCUCAUAUGGACUUGCAUGUACAGCCUUCAUGAACCAGUGAUUACAACCUGGGAAAAGACUUGCAAUAUUUGAAGGCUACGUGGAAAAGAUAAAGAUACCACAAUCCCACUCCUGAGAGGGUCACCACACCACAGAUGAGGCAGAAGGUUGGGUGGGAAUUGAACCCAUGCUUUUGGCAUCUCUCUGCAUUAUAAACUGGCCAGGCAAAAGUGAGGACUGCAGAUGCUGGAAACCAGAGUUUAGUUCAGAGUGGUACUAGAAAAGCACAGCAGGUCAGGCAGCAUCUAAGGAGCAGGAAAAUCGACAUUUCAGGCAAAAGCCCUUCAUCAGGAAUAGAGGCAGGGAGCCUUC